GACAGCUCGCAUCAUUGCUGCUGGAAACGCAAAUAUUGCGGCGACACUGAUAAUUCAUCAGGUGCUCGAAUGAUGAAUCCACUGGCAAGGUCAUGACAUCUGUCUUCAACCACCGCUUUCUCGCCGUGAAUACGGAAGUUUACUUGCUUGCUCUCUUUCUCCACCCAAUGUGUCGGAAACUUGCUGUUAUGCAGGUAGCCAAUGGCAGGUCAUUUGAACUCAUGGUGAAGGUCGCACUAUUUGCUGGUGGCCAAGCAGAUGGCCUUCGUAAAAGCUGCGGAGGCUGGGAAGUCCACCCGUUGUCGACAUGCUCACAUGCACAUUCGUGAAGAGGUUGGCAUUGCUG
This is a messenger RNA of Suillus subaureus, 346 nucleotides long. RefSeq lists its product as uncharacterized. Bases 93 to 329 code for a protein of 78 amino acids. The transcript has a single exon. The record is from RefSeq and is a predicted model, not a curated record. Lineage: Eukaryota; Fungi; Basidiomycota; Agaricomycetes; Boletales; Suillaceae.